Messenger RNA from Fusarium oxysporum Fo47, 622 nucleotides. RefSeq lists its product as uncharacterized. Lineage: Eukaryota; Fungi; Ascomycota; Sordariomycetes; Hypocreales; Nectriaceae. Bases 61 to 420 code for a protein of 119 amino acids. The transcript is spliced from 2 exons. The record is from RefSeq and is a predicted model, not a curated record. Gene Ontology annotation, molecular function: zinc ion binding; nucleic acid binding.
CAAUAUCACAAUCUGGAAUAGCAUACUCCAAGAAUCGCAUCCGUUCAAGUCACCGCAAAGAUGGGUGUCACAAACAAGAAAACAAUCACCAAGACAAGGCGCAAGACUCGAGACGUCGACCAGGUCAAGGCCGACCUCAUGUCACCCAAGCAUCUGAAGCAAUUCAUGGAGACAAAGGCUGCUGAGGACCUUCCCGGCCUUGGGCGUCACUACUGUGUUGAGUGCUCCAAAUGGUUCGAUACGGAUGCUACUCUGGUCUCGCAUCAAAAGGGAAAGCCUCAUAAGAGAAGAGUCAAGCAGAUCGCCGAAGGACCAUACACUCAACAGGAGGCCGAAGCUGCCGUCGGCUUGCGAACAGACAACGGCGACCGAAAGCGCACAUUUGUCGACCAAGAUAACGAUUUUGCCAUGGACGCCUAAAUCAUGUCCGAUAAAAUUCUUCAUAGCACGCUAAAAGGGGGAUAUAAAAUCCUAGGGCGCAUCGGAGCUGGGCUUGAUUUUUGACAUUGCAAAUGGCGUUUUGGAAUAUUUCUGUCGAUAUCCCGAUAAUAUUCACCUGACACCUCGACCGCGCGCUCUGGCCAGUCCACUAGGCCGGCUACGUCCAACACCGCGAGUCGAU